Lonchura striata (white-rumped munia) is the source of this 5876-nucleotide messenger RNA. NCBI's taxonomy places the organism in Eukaryota, Metazoa, Chordata, Aves, Passeriformes, Estrildidae. The record is from RefSeq and is a predicted model, not a curated record.
GGGCGCGGCGCGGCCAUGGGGGCUCUCCCGGCGCUGCUGGCGGCCGCCUUGCUGUGGGCCGGCGCCGGGGCCCUCGUCAACCUCAAGUACUCGGUGGAGGAGGAGCAGCGGGCCGGCACGGUGAUCGCCAACGUCGCCAAGGACGCCCGGGACGCCGGUUUCGUGCUGGACCCCCGGCAGCCCGCCGCCUUCCGGGUGGUCUCCAACUCGGCCCCGCACUUGGUGGACAUCAGCCCCGGGUCCGGGCUGCUGGUGACCAAGCAGAAGAUCGACAGGGACCUGCUAUGCCGACAGAGCCCCAAGUGUGUCAUCUCGCUUGAGGUGAUGUCCAGCUCCAUGGAGAUCUGCGUGAUCAAGCUGGAGAUCAAGGACCUGAACGACAAUGCACCCAGCUUCCCCACGGACCAGAUCGAGCUGGAGAUCUCGGAGACGGCCAGCCCCGGCACCCGGGUGCCCCUGGAGAGUGCCUACGACCCGGACUCAGGCAGCUUCGGCGUGCAGAGCUAUGAGAUCACCCCCAACGACCUCUUUGGGCUGGAGACCAAGACACGGGGUGAUGGGUCCCGUUUUGCUGAGCUGGUGGUGGAGAAGAGCCUGGACCGUGAGACCCAGUCCCACUACAGCUACGUGAUCACGGCGCUGGAUGGCGGCGACCCGCCCAACUUUGGCACAGUGGAGCUGAGCAUCCGCGUCAUCGACUCCAAUGACAACAACCCGCUCUUCGAGGAGCCAGCCUACACCGUCAGCGUGCCUGAAAAUGCCCCACCGGGGACGCCGGUCAUCCGCCUCAAUGCCUCUGACCCCGACGAGGGCACCAACGGCCAGGUCCUCUACUCUUUCCACAGCUAUGUCUCUGAGAGGGCCCGGGAGCUCUUCCAAAUCGACCCCCAGAGUGGCCUCAUCACGGUGAGCGGUGCCAUCGACUAUGAGGAGGGCCACGUCUACGAGCUGGACGUGCAGGCCAAGGACUUGGGGCCUAACUCCAUCCCUGCCCAUUGCAAAGUGACCAUUAGCGUGCAGGAUGCCAACGACAACCCGCCCCUCAUCAACCUGCUCUCUGUCAACAGCGAGCUGGUGGAGGUGAGCGAGAACGCCCCGCCGGGGUACGUCAUCGCCCUGGUGCGCGUCUCGGACCGCGACUCCGGGGCCAACGGGCGCGUGCAGUGCAAGCUCCUGGGCAACGUGCCUUUCCGACUGCAGGAGUACGAGAGCUUCUCCACCAUCCUGGUGGAUGGGCGGCUGGACCGGGAGCAGAGGGACCAGUACAACCUCACCAUCCAGGCCAGGGAUAACGGCAUCCCUUCCCUGCAGGCCACCAAAUCCUUCACCGUCAAGAUCACCGAUGAGAACGACAACCAUCCCCACUUCUCCAAGCCCUAUUACCAAGUCAUCGUGCAGGAGAACAACACCCCAGGGGCCUACCUCCUCUCGGUGUCAGCCAGAGAUCCUGACCUGGGCCUCAAUGGCAGCGUGUCCUACCAGAUCGUGCCCUCCCAAGUCAGGGAUAUGCCUGUUUUCACCUAUGUCUCCAUCAACCCCAACUCUGGAGAUAUCUAUGCUUUGAGGUCCUUCAAUCAUGAACAGACCAAGGCCUUUGAGUUCAAGGUCUUGGCAAAAGAUGGGGGUAAUCCCUCUCUGCAGAGCAAUGCCACCGUCAGGGUGAUCGUCCUGGACGUCAAUGACAACACGCCCGUGAUCACGGCCCCGCCGCUGGUCAAUGGCACGGCGGAGGUGUACAUCCCCAGGAACGCGGGGGUUGGCUACUUGGUGACGGUGGUCAAGGCAGAUGACUAUGAUGAGGGUGAAAAUGGCAGACUUUCCUACGAAAUGGUGGAAGGAGACAGAGGAUUUUUUGAGAUCGACCAGGUCAAUGGAGAGAUAAGGACCACCAGAGCCUUUGGGGAGAAUGCCAAAACAGCCUACGAGCUCAUCGUGGUGGCUCAUGACCAUGGGAAAACAUCUCUCUCGGCUUCUGCCUUGAUUUUGAUAUACCUGUCUCCAGCCCUGGAUGCCCAGGAGUCCAUAGGAUCUGUUAACCUCUCCUUGAUUUUCAUUAUUGCCCUGGGGUCUAUUGCAGCCAUUCUUUUUGUCACCAUGAUCUUUGUGGCAGUCAAGUGCAAAAGGGAUAACAAGGAAAUCAGGACCUACAACUGCAGAAUCGCCGAGUACUCCUACGGGCAUCAGAAGAAAUCGAGCAAGAAGAAGAAGAUCAGCAAGAACGACAUCCGCCUGGUACCGCGGGACGUGGAGGAGACGGAUAAAAUGAACGUUGUGAGCUGCUCCUCUCUCACCUCCUCCCUCAACUACUUCGACUACCACCAGCAGACGCUGCCGCUGGGCUGCCGCCGCUCCGAGAGCACCUUCCUCAACGUGGAGAGCCAGAACAGCAGGAACGCGGGCUCCAACCACAUCUACCACCACACCUUCACGGGGCAGAGCCCCCAGCAGCCCGACCUCAUCAUCAACGGCAUGCCGCUGCCGGAGACUGAAAACUACUCCUUUGAUUCCAACUACGUGAACAGCAGAGCUCAUUUAAUAAAAAGCAGCUCCACGUUCAAGGACUUGGAGGGGAACAGUCUGAAGGACAGCGGGCACGAGGAGAGUGACCAGACGGACAGCGAGCACGACGUGCAGCGGGGCCUCUACUGCGACACGGCCGUCAACGACGUGCUCAACACCAGCGUGCCCUCCAUGGGCUCCCAGGGCCCAGAGCCAGAGCAGAGCGAGGGCUUCCACUGCCGGGAGGAGUGCCGCAUCCUGGGCCACUCGGACAGGUGCUGGAUGCCCCGCGGCGCCGUGCCCAGCCGCGCCAAGUCCCCCGAGCACGGCAGGAACGUCAUCGCCCUGUCCAUCGAGGCCUCGGCGGUGGACGCGGAGCCUUACGCGGACUGCGGCACAAAAAGGACCUUCGCCACCUUCGGCAAGGAGGGCGGCGAGCCCCCGGCCGAGGAGCGGCUCGCCAACCCCAAAGGCAAAAGAACGGUGGACUCGGCCGCCUGCAGCCCCAAGGUGAGCGGCGCCGUGCGCGAGGCCGGCAACGGCUGCGAGGCCGUCAGCCCCGUCACCUCGCCCCUGCACCUCAAGAGCCCCUUGUCCUUGGCCGGCAAGCCGGCGGCCUACGCGGCCGGGCACUGCGCCGGCAGCCGGGAGCCCUUCGGGAACUCUGGUGGCCCUUCCCGGCCCACCGAGGCAGAGCCCCGGGGCGCGGACAGCGAGAGCAGCGGGCAGGAGGGCAACCCGCUCCUGCAGGAGCGCCGGGAAAAGGACUCGCCCGGUGCCCGCAGACUAAAGGACAUCGUCCUCUGAGCGGCACUCGGCGGGCGACGACGAGCACGAGCACGAGGACGAGGACGAGGGACCGCACGACUCCCAGCGCAGAUUGUUUUUAUCGCUUACCAAUGGUUCACAGAUUGCUGUAUUUAAAAGCUUUCCCUAAAUGUAUUGUUUAUAAAUGGAGCUAUCGUUAAUGUGACAAUCCCACGUGUCUGACGGGCGGCAGGGGUGUGCAGCCGGAGCGGAGGAGCCGGUGUUCCGUGUUUCGCUUCGGCCGGGAGGCGGCGGGUGGCGGGGCAGAGGCCAGACCCCCCGGUCCUCAGGAGCGCUCGGUGUCCCCUCCUCGGAGUUUAUAUAUUUUUAUAUCUCUAAACGAAGAUAAAUUUCCAUUCCUGGCGAGAAUGGAGUGGCCAAUUCCUUAUUCGGACAUCUUUAGUAACCACCCCGGCAAUUUUGUAGUCUGGACAAAGUAGCGGCUGUUUCUUGCGUGGGACUGUUCAGAGCGACAGUCGGGUGAGUUUCAGUUCCCAUUCACCCAGCACGAGGUUGUUUGUCUUUCAAGGUGUUGGUGUUUUGCUAUGGACACCCCUGCAUUUAUGAAUCCUUUUGCUGUCACAUACUUACCUGUACUAUUAUUGUAUUUGAUAUUGCAAAUUACUGUAUGUCUAGUGAUGGCAAAAGGCUUUCAGGCUUAAAAAAAAGGAAUAAAAAAAAAUUAUCAAUCACAAUCAUCUUACUUAAACUUUGGGGAACCUGCAGUUUGCAGCCCCGGUGGAGCAAGCGCUUCUUCCAGCCCCCACCUUUGCCUGCAGCCUCCCCCGGCUCCUGCAGGAAAAUGACAGGGCAUUAUGGGAAGACGAUUUUGGGAAAAUCCUGCCUCGAUUGCAAUUGUCGGAUGCACUGUGCUGAACUUUUCCCCUUACCCGUUUCUUUUUGCAUAAUUUCGAGGCAAUGCAUAGAAAGGUUUUUUUCCAGAAGUUGGUUAUUUUGGUUUUUUUCCAGUUCCCAGAUUUAGAUAUCCCUCGCCUCCAGUCAUUUCCAAGUCAAAGAGAUGGAAUUAUUUUAAGAGAUCUAAAUUACCUUCUGAAUUAGACACACACACUUCCCAGUCAGCGUUCCUUAGCCAUGAUUACACCAAGAGGGUGUAUGUAGGUAUGACAUCAUGGCAUGGAUUUUAGAAUGUUCCCAUUUCUUUCUAUCCCUGCAUCAUAAAUAAGUAUGGAAUGAGCAAUAGUGAUGUUAAUUUAGGGGCAGACAGGUGAUAUGUAACAACGCUACUAAUUCAAUUAAUGUGCCUUCUUAAUGGAGAAAAAAUUAAAGCAAUUCUUUAUUUUUUCUCAUAAUUAAGGACUUUUUUGUGUGGGUACAAAUCUACUCAUGUAAAAUUGAUUUGAAAAUUGAGCUACUUUAAUAGCCAUUUUGUAGAAGGGAGAGAGGGAAGGGAUUCCACAGCUCUCUGCUCUCUUGCAGUGAUGAUUCCUCAGUGAGGUAUGAGUAAGGUAGGAGGAUUUCAGUUAGUGUAUUAUUAUUAUUAUUAUUAUUGCUAUUAUUAUUAACCCUUCACUGAACAGAUUUUUCCUACCCUCAAUAAUGUUUCCUAGAAUUUAAAAUCAAUUAUGGAAGGAAAAAUAUAUAGCUCUUGCCAAUGUUUGCUGUACCAGCAAGUUGAAAUUAGUGGUUUCUAGAGAAAGAGUCUUUCUAGGUCUACAUAUCAUGAUAAAGUAUUUUUUACUUGAUUUAUUUAAAUUAAAAACAACAAGAAAACAAGUUCCAGCUAUUAUUAUCCUCAAAAUAAAAUGAAACUCCAGCCUUUUAUUUCUUUAGGGCAGAUUGUUCUUGCCUGAAGCCACAGCUGGUCCGAGACAGGUCCAGAGUCAGCCUGUUUCCCCUGCCACUUGUUAGGGCCAGGAAUUGGGAAAGAAUCAACAAAAAAACAGUUGUGUGAUGAAAUUUGUGAUGCUUCCCUCACUGGUGUGAUGACUACCUCAUUCAGCUCCCAUCCCACGUGUUAACAUGAUGUCCUGCAUCCCUCCAGAAAGGAAACUGGGGGUUUUCUCCCCUCUUCUGGAUUCUGAGCCCAUUUUUCAGGGAUAUGUUGUUUCUGUUCCCUCUGUGUUUCCUGCCUGUGUACUGCUACUGCUAUCAUUUAUUUCUGUUUUUUUUCCCCAAAUGUGUGUUUUAUUAUAACACAAAGAGGAGAGGGGCUGGCUCGGGGCAGUUGGAGUAACUGGGUGUUCUGUAACUGGUAAGCUGAGUUUAUUCUGAUGUUACCUGGUUUUGUCAGCUCUGGGAGGUUUUUUGGGGGGAGGAGAAACUCCUCCCGUGUGUUUGCUGAGAGACAGAGCCUGCCUUGCCCCGUCUGUCAGAUGCUCUGGGCUUCACAGGGCAGCGACUCCAUGUGGCCCCAUCAUCCCCCCACACCUCCCAGGAGGGACCCGUGGUGGGCUGGGGAGUGGGGGUCCCCCAGGUGCCCCAUCACCAUCCCCAGCUGCCUGGAAAAGCACCAGCCCUUCAUUCCUGCCGAGCCUUGCCCCCUGCCUGCGGAGCUGCCACCACCAGCCCUGUGUUUUGGAUGAAAAAUAGAUGCUAAGUGAAAAGGAAGA